GGGCAAGCGGUAGGCGCGGAGUGCUCUUCCUCCGGCGGCGCUGGGGCGCAGGCGCGCAUGCGCGCGUGUGUGUCGCGAGCUACGGGCGGGAGGACGUCUCUUACUUUUGAGGGGAAGCAGUGCGGCUGCGCCGCGCGGGGGCUGCCGGGGCGGCGCGUCCGCACAGCGCACGCGUGGGAGGAGCCCGUUCCGAGGGGGGCGGAGAAGCGGCGUCUGAGGCGAGGGAACCGCGGCGGUUGGGCUGGGCCGCACCCGCCUCUCCCGCGCCAGGCAUGAUCGAGAUGGCCACGGACAAGGAGACCUUCCUCGUCCCGGCGCCACCGCCCCCGUUGCUCAAGGCCCGGGCCCAGGACGAGGCGGCGCCGCCGCCGGCAGCCGAAGACCCCUCAGGCCGGGACGAGCAGCUCCAGCGGGCCCGCAACGGCUUCCAGGCGCCCCCGAGGGCCUCAGGCGGCGGCGGAGGAGGAGGAGGAGGAGGGAAGCGGCGCAACAGCUGCCACGUCGGGGGAAGCGGAGGCGGCGGGGGCUUCAAGCCUCCGGCCUUCAAGCGCCGCCGCCGGGUGAACUCGGAGUGCGACCCGGUGCUGCCGUCGGAGUUCCUGCUGGGCGGCAACAUCUUCGACCCGCUGAACCUCAACAGCCUGAUGGACGAGGAGGUGAACCAGGCGCUGAACGCCGAGACGCCCAAGUCGUCGCCGCUGCCGGCCAAGGGACGGGACCCCGUGGAGAUCCUCAUCCCCAAGGACAUCACCGACCCGCUCAGCCUCAACGCCGCCCAGGAGGACCCGCCCGUGCUGGCCUCGCCCCUCAAGGCCGGGCGCAAGCGGCACCGGCACCGGGGCAGCCAGCGGGCCGUGGGGGGCGCGGAGGCGGCAGGGAAACCGCCCGCUGCAGCCCCGGUUGCCUCCGCCCCUCCUCCUCCUCCUCCCUCCUCCUCUUCCUCCUCCUCCUGCAGGUCCUGCCAGAAGUCCUGCAACGGGGCCACCCCGCAGCCCUACGAACUCAACACGGCCAUCAACUGCCGGGACGAGGUGGUUUCCCCGCUGCUGCCGGAAGGCGGGGAGCUGCCCCCUGCCCAGCCGGCCUCCAGGGGCACCCCUUGCCCUUCCUCCUCCUCCGCCUCCUCCUCUUCGGUAAGUCGCCACCACCACCACCACCACCACCACCACCACCGCAAGAGGCGCAGGACUUGUAGCAAAUCGGAAGGGGGCCGGGCCGGGGAGCAGCCCAGCCGGAGCAGCCCCGAGCGGGCGCCGGGUGGGCGUCACCCCCAGGCCCCCUCCAUGCAUCCACCGCAGCAGCAGCCUCCUCCUCGCCGGGCCUCGCGCAACAAGUUCCAGUACGGCAACUACUGCAAGUACUACGGCUACCGCAACCCCAGCUGCGAGGACGUCCGGCUGCGGGCCAUGAAGCCCGAGUGGUUCCGAGGCCGGGAGGUGCUGGACGUGGGCUGCAACGUGGGCCACUUGACUUUGAGCCUGGCCAAGAAGUGGGAGCCGGCCCGCAUGGUGGGGCUGGACAUUGACGGGGCCCUGAUUCAUUCGGCCCGCCAGAACAUCCGGCACUACCUCUCCGAGGAGAUGCAGCAAGAGCAGCCGCAGCCCCAGGACGGUCCCGGCGAGAGGGAAGGGGCUCCCCCAGCCAAGAAAACCUUCCCCGCCUCCCUCGCUGCCAGCCGGGGUCCAAUUGCUGCGCCCAGGGUGCCCCAGGACGGGGUGGACGCAACGGUCUUCCCUAACAAUGUGAUCUUUGUCAAGGGCAACUACGUCCUGGAGCGGGAUGAGCUGCUGGAAGCUCAGAAGCCGGAGUACGACGUCAUCCUCUGCCUCAGCGUCACUAAGUGGGUGCAGCUCAACUGGGGCGACGAGGGGCUGAAGCGCCUCUUCAGGCGCGCCUACCGCCACCUGCGGCCCGGCGGGGUCUUCAUCCUGGAGCCCCAGGCCUGGUCCUCCUACAAGAAGCGGAAGAACCUGACGGAGACGAUAUCCAGGCACUACCAGCGGAUCAAGCUGAAGCCUGACCAGUUCCCCUCCUUCCUGACCUCCUCCGAGGUGGGCUUCUCCAGCUACGAACUGGUGGCUAUGCCCAGGAACACGCCGAAAGGAUUCCAGCGCCCCAUCUAUCUCUUCCGCAAGGGCCACCCCGGAACGCAUUGAGGAGCCUCGCCGGACCUCGGGGGGGGGGCCCUCCGGGGCUGCCCCCUCCUCUUUUCUCCAUGUGCCACGGGGGGGGGGGAGGGGGCUGCUUCUCCAGGGGGCAGAGGUGGACGGACUAGCCCCUCUGCCCCCCCUCCCCAAAACCGAUGAAUGUUGGAGUCUUCUGAAGGGGCCGGCGAGGUACAAGUGGGCGAUGGAUUUGGGGACCUUGGCAAAAGAGCCCACCCCACGGGAAACGAUGGGGGGGGGCGCAGCUCUUCUGGGGUCCUCCUGCAGCACCGCCUGGGGCGUGCAGGACACAUGGGGAGGGGGAGGUUGGAGCAGGAGCAGAGCAGCCCUGCCCAGGAUAUGGCUGAUUUUGGGGGGAAGGGAUCACACCCCCAAAAAGUCUUGAUAUUUUUUUUGGAGGGGGGGUGAUAUUUGGGCUUUUCAUUCAAAGCCUGGGAGGACAAAGGGGUGUCUUUCUCCCCCCCCCCUCCAAAAUGGAAGCUUUGUGCCUCGCCACAUAACCCAUAAUCUCUUGCCUGGAACAGGGUGGGCUUCCUUGGGCUGGGGGGGCAAGAGGCCUCCCCUCUGGAGAAGGCGGCUGGGGGCCCCCACAAGGUCCUCUGCCCCCCUCCCCCAAUUUUUUUUUUGGGCCCUGGGAGGAGGGAGGAGAUAACCAGCUGCAGCCCCCCCUCCCUCCCUCAGCCCUUUCAGAGGGCCCAAAAGACCCCCCCCCCAAAAAAAAGAAAGAAAGACCCCCGUAGUACUAAAGUGAUCUUGUUUGAACGGAGUUUUAUCUUUUAAAAAAAGUUGGUUAUAUAUAUAAAAAAUAAAACCUACAGAUUAUUA
Thamnophis elegans (Western terrestrial garter snake) is the source of this 2990-nucleotide messenger RNA. RefSeq names its product methylphosphate capping enzyme (gene MEPCE). The transcript is spliced from 4 exons. Gene Ontology annotation, biological process: snRNA modification. Gene Ontology annotation, molecular function: RNA methyltransferase activity; snRNA binding; O-methyltransferase activity. NCBI's taxonomy places the organism in Eukaryota, Metazoa, Chordata, Lepidosauria, Squamata, Natricidae. The record is from RefSeq and is a predicted model, not a curated record. The coding region runs from base 273 to 2156 and encodes 627 amino acids.